Molecule: messenger RNA, 5699 nt
Organism: Esox lucius (northern pike)
Lineage: Eukaryota; Metazoa; Chordata; Actinopteri; Esociformes; Esocidae
Gene: pde4ba
Product: phosphodiesterase 4B, cAMP-specific a
Exons: 15
Coding region: 587-2842 (751 amino acids)
Biological process (GO): signal transduction
Cellular component (GO): nucleus; cytosol; perinuclear region of cytoplasm
Molecular function (GO): transmembrane transporter binding; 3',5'-cyclic-AMP phosphodiesterase activity
Source: RefSeq, a predicted model, not a curated record
CCUAAUUGGUGAACCACAAGUCCGGUGCAUGUCACGCUGCAAAGCGUGGACUUGAACCACGCGCAGAAUUGUAGCCUAGCCAUUACUUCAAAUCGUACGUUUGAUAGGGAUAAUAGGAAUAGGAUAAUCUACUGGUACAGUGAGGGGAGGGUAAGGCGACUUUUUCGUUGAAAGCUCUCAGACAAAACAAUCUCCCACCAUCUUCCUACCAACGUUCUAAAUUGUGCAAUUCAUGAACUACUGAGAACCUCUGAAUUAUUUCCACGUGAUUGUCUGGUUAAACGACUUUGGAGUCCAUCGAGGAGGUGCUUUUUUCGGGGGGUGGGAGGGAUGCGCUACCGGUUUGUAGCUGGACCAUAACUGCACGAGGUUUGCUCAAAGAGGUUGGAAUAAACGGAACGGAGAAUAGGAUUCGGUUACACAAUAGCGCGCCCUGAAACAGAGCUGCUUAACAAAAGGAACCCGACUUGGCUUUUAACGAAAAUUAAAGGCUGUCUCCCAGUGAAAAAAGUGGAUUCGCUUUGUAGGUGUUUGUGUGUGUGUGUGGAGCCGGCUGCUGGGGAACAGAGGGAGGAAUACGCAGAAGAUGAGGAAGAGCAGGAGCGUUCUGACGGUGUCGCCCAACGAUGACUGUAAAGAGCCUCUGGACACGGGUGUCAGUGAGUACUCCUGUACGCUGGGCGUGGAUCUACGACGGGGACGCCGGCGUUUCUCCGGCAACCUACAGUUGCCCUCGUUGUCGUGGCGACAGGCCGAGAGGUCGCGAACCCCCGACAAUGACUGGGUUGUCCGGCCCACCUUCCUCCCCUUCUGCCCCCCGCCCCGCAUCGACAUUACGCCGGUUGACCCCGAGUGCUUUGAUGUGGAGAAUGGCCCAUCAGCCAGCUGUAGUCCGCUGGACCCGACUGCCUCCCCCGGGUCGGGCCUGGUCCUACACAACAAUUUCCCCGGACACAACCAGCGCCGCGAGUCCUUCCUGUACCGCUCUGACAGUGACUAUGAACUGUCGCCCAAGUCGAUGUCCCGCAACUCAUCCAUCGCAUCCGAACUACAUGGUGAUGACCUGAUAGUAACCCCCUUUGCUCAGGUCCUCGCAAGCCUUCGAAGUGUAAGAAACAACUUCACCGUCCUGACCAAUGUCCAGUGUCCCUCCAACAAGAGGUCCCCUGCAGCCACUCAACCUCCAGUUACCAGAGUCUGUCUGCCAGACGAGUCGUACCAGAAGUUGGCCAUGGAAACCAUGGAGGAGUUGGACUGGUGUCUGGACCAGCUGGAGACCAUCCAGACCUACCGCUCUGUCAGCGACAUGGCCUCCAACAAGUUCAAGAGAAUGUUGAACCGGGAGCUGACGCACCUAUCAGAGAUGAGUCGCUCCGGCAACCAGGUGUCUGAGUUCAUCUCCAACACCUUCCUAGACAAACAGAAUGACAUGGACAUGCCGUCGGUAACUCCCAAGGAGAAGGCCGGUCGGGAGAAGAAGAAAAAGCAGCAGCUGAUGACCCAGAUCAGCGGAGUGAAGAAGGUCUCCCACGGACCAUCCCUCUCCAACUCGUCCAUCUCCCGCUUCGGGGUCAAGACGGACAAGGAGGACUUGCUCUCCAAGGAACUGGAGGAUCUGAAUAAAUGGGGACUGAACAUCUUUACCGUGUCGGAGUACUCGGAACACAGACCUCUCACCUGCAUCAUGUACGCCAUCUUCCAGGAGAGAGACCUCCUGAAGACGUUCAAGAUACCCACGGAUACAUUUGUGGCGUAUAUGAUGACUCUGGAGGAUCACUACCAUGGAGAUGUGGCCUACCACAACAGCCUUCAUGCUGCAGAUGUGGCCCAGUCCACGCACAUCCUGCUCUCCACACCUGCCCUUGAUGCAGUCUUCAGUGAUCUGGAGAUAUUGGCGGCCAUCUUCGCCGCAGCCAUCCAUGAUGUGGACCACCCAGGUGUGUCCAACCAGUUCCUCAUCAACACCAACUCCGAGCUGGCCCUGAUGUACAACGAUGAGUCGGUCCUGGAGAACCACCACCUGGCCGUGGGUUUCAAGCUGCUCCAGGAGGACAACUGUGACAUCUUCCAGAACCUGACCAAAAAGCAGAGGCAGAGCCUGAGGAAGAUGGUCAUCGACAUGGUCCUGGCCACAGACAUGUCCAAACACAUGAGUCUGCUGGCUGACCUGAAGACCAUGGUGGAGACCAAGAAGGUGACCAGCUCCGGGGUCCUGCUGCUGGACAACUACACCGACAGAAUACAGGUUCUGAGGAACAUGGUUCACUGUGCAGAUCUCAGUAACCCCACCAAGUCUCUGGAGCUCUACCGCCAGUGGACAGACCGCAUCAUGGAUGAGUUCUUCCACCAGGGGGACAGAGAGAGGGAGAGAGGCAUGGAGAUCAGCCCCAUGUGUGACAAACAUACAGCUUCAGUGGAGAAAAGCCAGGUGGGUUUCAUAGACUACAUCGUCCACCCCCUGUGGGAGACCUGGGCCGACCUAGUACACCCCGACGCACAGGACAUCCUGGACACUCUGGAAGACAACAGGAACUGGUACCAGAGCAUGAUCCCCCAGAGCCCCUCUCCUCCCUGGGCCACAGAGCAGGGGGAGCAGGAAGGAGGCGACGGGGGACAGGGGGGAGACAAGUUUCAGUUUGAACUCACCCUUGAGGAGGAGGACUCUGAGGGUACCGAGAAAGAUGAACAGAGCCAGGGGGAUGAUGAGGAGGAGGAGGACAGUCUUGGGGAGGCGUCUCGGUCUCCAGUGGACUACUCUGACUGUCAGGAUCCAGAGGAAUGCAUGGAGCCCACAUCAUCAAUAGAGAUCAUUACCCACGAUGCAUCACCCACAGACACAUAAUGGGCUCUGCUGCACCGCAAUGGUGGUUGGUUUCAUGUUUUAAACAGGAAUCUUCUGCAGAUGAAAAUUCCGCAGGUGUGCUUUUUAACAAGCCCAAGGGGGUGCUUAGUUUGAGCCCAGAUAGGGGCGUCAGUUUCAACACCUCCUUAUCCUUGCACUUGUGUUAGGAGUCGGCGACAGAGGGAGCGUUUCGGUAGGGCGGCUAUGGAGUUCUCAGGAAAAAUGCUAAACAUUUUGGACCUGAUGGACAUACAGGCCUCUGAGGAAAUUAAAUGAAGGACUUGGGCCAAUAUGGAAAACUGUUGUUUUUCCAUCCCAACUGGCGUCUGAAAUGUUGACACUACUACUGAGAGAACUUUUGUACCUUGUGAUUUUUUUUUUUUUUUACUGAAAUGGGAUGUCAAGAGGUAGAAUAUGAUCUACUGAUUGAACAUGCGUUUGUUUAGAAAGAACUGUUUACUUUUUUCCUGUAUUUGUCAAAGGACCUUUGUGUGCCUUUUUUACUAUUGUCUUUUUAAUCCUUUUUUAUUUUAUUUAUUGAACACAUUUUAGUAUGUCUUUUUUUUUUCUUCUAAAUAGUUUUCAGAAAGCUCAAGAGCAAAAUGCUUUUAUAUUUCAGACAACCAGAAUAGUCUUCCUUACUAGUAUUGGGCAAUAGAAGAAAAACUAAACUAACUUAAACAAACAGUUGUUGGACAAACUCAUCAAAUACUAAAUACAUGACUUCCCAUAAUAAUGUAUGCACAUUCUCUCAUCUUUUUAAGUCUCAUCCCGAGAACAACAUGCAUUUCUGCAUGGAAAUCAUGACUCAUGUUACCUGUCUACGUUAUUGCUUCAUAUGUCAGACCUGACUGUAGACCAAUGAUUCACAAAUAGAAGCUCACUUCCUCAAAAAUGAUACAACCUAAGUUAGUUCUUCUUCAUCAAUCUGUUUCUUCUGUUUCUCCUUGCACACCCCCCCCUUCAUGGCUCAAACCCCGAUAAUGCCCAGACGCCUAAGAAAUGUCAACCAAAUGGACAGAAAUAGCAGUUGGCAGCCAAAGAAAAUGAGGGGGAAAAAUUUAAAUAAAACCUGGAAAUCUAUUUCUAGCUCCCUUUUGAGGUUUCCUGCUGUUUUCGACCAAAUUAUUCCAGAACCCAGCUGGUUCUGAUGAUGUAACAAAUAAAAAAAGACCCAAUCAGAUGAUCUAAGGUUGCCCUAUCUAGAAAGACAGUCACACCUUGUUAGUGCUAUUAUCAUAAUGUCAAAUUGACCCCUAAAACAAUUAGAUCAGCUAUUCCUUACUGUACCUAAAAAGAACUGAAGGGAGUGACUAGCUGUCCAUUGACAUAAAUAUGAAUCUUCCCGCACACUGUUUCACAUUUCCUUGGAAGCACAGGGACAUUAUCAGGAUCUUCUGAACAAAUUCGGGCACUAACAAACUGUAGAGCCUCUGCUGCAGAAACCAAACCAGAAAGACUUAUUCUGAGCAGCCGAGGAUGAUAACAUACAUAAGGCUUUCUACUCUAGAUACGCGACAGAGAUACCAAACCAAAAGGCCCCAGACUGUGUAAUUGAGUGUAGCUGUGAGUCAGCAUUAAACCACCCCUGAGGGUCUGCUAGGCAGAUCUCCCCUUAGGCCUCCAAGACUGCUUUCCAUGUUGGCUUGUUCAGCAUCCAACGCCAAUACUCCAUUAUUCUCCGUUACUGACAUACUCAAAAGGUACAUCAAUUACCUUGGUGUCUAUACCCUCACUCCAGCAGACUUAAAUGGCAAUCGUGUCUGUUGUGUGUGUCUGGUGCGUGCGUGCGUGCGUGUGUGUGUGUGUGUACGUUUUGUGCGAGGUAGUGUGUGGGCGUGUUGACUGUCACAUGGCCUACCCUGGCUCCGCAUGACACUUACUGUUUGUCACUAGAGCUCAAGUUGGUCCUUUGCUGUUUAUAACAGUGUAUUUAUUAGUUUCAGCUGUACAUAAGAAUACUGUUUUAGUCAGUGUAAAUCUAUUUUAAUUUAUAUGCACUUGCAUUACCUGGAAGUGGUGGUGUCUACUGUGUACAAGGCUCUGCAUCUGAGUCUUUUUAUAUUCUGUAUUAUAAUGUCGGUUUUUAUAUUAUAUAAUAAGUAAAUAUAUAUUCGCACAAAUGUUUGAGUGCCCUGAGCAGCAGCUAGACACAUACGUAAACUAUAGGUUGACAUAAAGGACACAUUGAGAUCUGGGUAGAGCUACUAGACAGGACAGCUGUGGAGAAGACAAGCUUUAUACCGUAGUCUGUCACUAGGCUUGGUAUCAAUGGAAAUCGACAUAUCCUGACUCUCUCAGCAGCUUGUAGUUGGCUAGUAACCAGGUUCCUCUGUAAAUGGCAUUUUAAACGCAGAUUGAUGAUUUUGGGUUCAACAACAGCAGCACGAAAUAACAAGGAAAUGUGUCAUCUCCUUUACACCUCACACUUACUUCCAUGUAAAGUAGUUCAAGGGGAUCAUUGGUGGCAUGCUACAAUAUCUCUGAGCACUAACGUGAGUUGUUACAAAAAUGUGAUCUUCUUGUAAUUGAUCGUGCUAAUGUGAACUAUUUUUAUCUGACCAAAACUUGUUAGCAGUUUUGAAAUUCUAAUUUCUCAUCGGUAUAACAUUGUUAAUCUAUGUUCCAGCUUUUGGUCCGAGUUGUGUCCAAAUGAUUAGCCAGACUUAGCACUAUCUGCAUGAGAGAUGGGGUUUUUAUAUGUCUGUUAAAUACCUACUUAGUGCGUUAUGGUCGCAGGCGGACUUAGUAAAUGUUUCACACAAGGUAUGGUAUAAUAUUGUAUAUUGUGUUCAUUUAUCUGAAAAUCUGAAAUACUUUUUCUAUGAAGUGAUUAAAAAACAAAGCAUGAAAUGUA